AUGACCACUCCUUUGAUAUUAGGUGCAAAACCCUCGGUUGGUAAACGCGGGAUAGACGAAAACAGCGCUCUGGCGCCCAAGCCCAAAAAGAGACACGUGAACAAGGCCCCUACAUCGGAGGUCAUUGAAAUUGAAAGCGCUGACCCCCCUCCAACCGGCCGGGUGAUUACCAUUGCAACAACCUCCUCCCUCCGAGUUGCCUCUACACCACCACCAGCCCCCGAUACCCCUGUCAUUCUUCCAACUCCAUUGCGCCCGUCUGACCCAGACAAGCCUCUUUCUUCUUCCCCGAGCAUCACACCAGAUAAACAGGCGCCUAUCAUUGCAAUGUCACGUCUGGAGCCCAUGGAAAUUCCUAUCACAACAAUACCAACUCCCACCUCAAUUGUACCUGAAGGCACUCCCACAUCAACUAACCCUGUUGCAACCACAAGUCUCUCGUCAACUACAACUCCAAAUCUCUCCACACCGCUUUCACCAUCCAUUGUCAACCCAAUCAUUGAAGCCCCUCCACAGGCUGCAAUGCCUAGCACUACUGGAAGACUUUCGUCUCAAUCUUCAGCAGAAGAGGCUGCUCAGGAAGGAAUGGUUACUCAUCAAAGCAGGUUCAAUCCUCUCACUGGCCUCAAGGUACCAAAGCCUCCAUUCAAAGUCCCCGCGCCGCCAGCCAUGACAUCCGCUCCCACUGUGGUACAGCCAGUGCCAAAGAAAGGGAAAUUGAUGGUGCCGUCAAAGACGUCUCUGACAGCACGGAACCUCUACGCACUCGAUUAUGAGAAGGAUCAUAGUGUUACGAACACUGAAUUCAAGGAGAUCUGGGAUAAUCUCGACGCCGAAACCCUCAAACGAUACGAAGCACUGAGCAAGCAAAGAAAGGCGGCGAUGAAAGCAACGAGUGCCACGUAA
Laccaria bicolor S238N-H82 is the source of this 906-nucleotide messenger RNA. RefSeq lists its product as uncharacterized. The record is from RefSeq and is a predicted model, not a curated record. The transcript has 6 exons. NCBI's taxonomy places the organism in Eukaryota, Fungi, Basidiomycota, Agaricomycetes, Agaricales, Hydnangiaceae. Bases 1 to 906 code for a protein of 301 amino acids.